This is a messenger RNA of Cordyceps militaris CM01, 1500 nucleotides long. RefSeq names its product MFS multidrug transporter. Gene Ontology annotation, molecular function: transmembrane transporter activity. Gene Ontology annotation, biological process: transmembrane transport. Lineage: Eukaryota; Fungi; Ascomycota; Sordariomycetes; Hypocreales; Cordycipitaceae. The coding region runs from base 1 to 1500 and encodes 499 amino acids. The record is from RefSeq and is a predicted model, not a curated record. The transcript is spliced from 2 exons.
AUGUUACCAUCCAAGCCCGAGCUACUCUCCGCUCAUUCCCAGAAUGUCGCUGCCCUCCUCAGUCUCGAUACCCUCGGCAACCGGGCCCUCCUGAAAGCCAGCCUCCUCGCCGCCGGCCUCACCGACGCCCAGUCCUCCGCCCUCUGCCUCACCCUUCCCCCGCCCCGCCCGUCCCAGUGGCCUCUACGCAAGAAGCUCACCGUCCUCCUCGGUCCGUACCUCGCCGCCGCGCUCGCCGCCUACUCCGCCGGCGCCUACGCCCUCGCCGCCGCGCCCCUGCGCGCCGCCUGGCACGUGUCCGAAACCGCCUACGCCGUCGGCAUCACCAUCUUCGUCAGCGCCUUUGGCUUCGCGCCCAUGGUUCUGGCGCCCGUCAGCGAGGCGCACGGCCGGUACUGGGUGUUUGUCGGCGCCGGCGCCGUCUUCUUCCUCGGCACGCUCGGGUGCGCCGUGACGGCGGGCUACGCGGGCAUGCUCGUGUCCCGCUUCGUCACGGGCAUGGGCGCGUCCGUGUUUGCGACGCUCACCGGCGGUGUGGUCGCCGACGUGUACGACAGGGAAGCAAGGAACACCCCGAUGGCGCUGUACUCGCUCAUGAUCAUGGCGGGCACCGGCCUGGGCCCGCUGGUGAGCGGUGUCGUCGUGGACGCGCUGGGAUGGCGUUGGAUAUUUUACCUGCAGAUGAUGCUGAUUGCAGCCACUUUGGCCUUGAUUCUGGUGCUGUUUGAGGAGACGCGAGCCAAUGUCGUCUUGGCCCGGCUAUGCCACGCGCUCAACAAACAACUGGCCGAGACACAUCCCGCGUCCCGCUUGCGCUUCCACCCCAGCGUCGUCCAAGAGACACUCGACAUCGGCCUUGUCUACCGCAGCUUCGUUUUUCCCCUGCGGCUCCUCGUCGCCGAACCCGUCGUCCUCUGCUUCUCCCUCAUCGGCAUCGUCUUCCGCGGCGUCUACGGCUUCUCCAGCCGGCAGGUUGGUCUUGUCUUCGUCGCCGUUGUCGCGGCCUCGUGUCUGAGUGCUUGCCUCGCCAUCACGCAGGGUCCCGUGCUGCGCCGCCUCUGGCCGCACCGGGCCGCCUCCACCACACCGGAAAGUCGGCUGCUCUCGACCAGUGUGCAGUCAGUGCUGCUACCCGCCGGGCUGUUUUGGUUCGGGUGGACGGCAAGUCCAGAGGUCCACUGGAUCUUCCCGGCGCUGGCUGUCGGAGCAUGCACCAUGGGCAUCUUCAGCAUUUAUCUCGCCGUCUUCAACUACUUGGCCGACACGUAUGGGCGCUACUCGUCGUCGGCGCAGGCGGCGCAGAGCAUGUGUCGCAACCUGCUGGCGGGCAUCUUUCCGUUGUUUACGCACAUUAUGCUGCGGAAUCUGACGUACCACGGCACGGGGAGUCUCCUAGGGGGGCUUGGACUUGCGUUGACGGCUGUCCCGUGGCUUCUAAGCUUUUUCGGGCCCCAGAUUCGGGCCAAGAGUCCAUUUGCCAAGACGGUGAUGGAGGAAUGA